AUGGCUAUUGACCACCCUUCAGUUAAGAAAAAUCCCCCAAGAAUAACAUUGGCACCACCAGCUCUUGUGCUUGCCUGGAAGCAUUAUUUCCACCAACACUACCCCCAGAUCCACAUCGUCCUCUUCACCUCUUUCCCUCGGGAUCCCCGCUCCCUACAGGACUCUGGUAGUGUCUUGAAGAAGAGUCAGAAGCGAGGGAGAGGGUGGACUCGGGCCGUAGGACCAGAGCAGUUGCUGAGAGCCUGUGAAGCCAUCACUGCAGGGAAAGCCGACUUGAACAGCUGGCGGCAGAAGAUUGUUCGGGAUGUGGCUGGUGCCACCUGGGGUAAUGGCUCCGGGGAGGAAGAGGAAGAGGAUGAUGGGCCUGCUGUCCUGGUGGAGCAACAAACUGAUUCAGCAGUGGAGCCAACUGGCCCAACCCGGGAGUGCUACAAGAAUGGGGUGGUGACCAUCGGCUGUGUGGGUUUCCCCAACGUGGGAAAGUCCUUGCUGAUCAACGGGCUGGUGGGGGGGAAGGUUGUGAGUGUCUCCAGAAAACCGGGUGACACCCGAUACUUUCAGACCUACUUCCUCACUCCCUCUGUGAAGCUCUGUGACUGCCCAGGCCUCAUCUUCCCCUCUCUGCUGCCCAGGCAAUUGCAGGUUCUGGCAGAGAUCUACCCCAUUGCCCAAAUCCAGGAGCCAUACACGGCUGUGGGAUAUCUGGCAUCCCAAAUCCCUGUGCAAUCCCUACUCCGUCUGUGCCACCCAGAGGCUGAGGACCCCUCAGCAGAACAUGCGUGGUGUGCCUGGGACGUCUGUGAAGCCUGGGCACAGAAACGAAGUUAUAAGACAGCCAAGGCAGCUCGGAAUGAUGUGUACAGAGCAGCCAACAGUCUCCUGCGACUAGCGGUGGAUGGCUGUCUCAGCCUGUGCUUUCAUCCCCCAGGCUACAGUGAGCAGAAAGAUAACUGGGAAUCCCAUCCAGAGACCAUGGAGCUGGUGGUUUUGCAGGGCAGGGUGGGUCCAGCAGGUGAUGAGGAAGAGGAGGAGGAGGAAGAGGAAGAGCUGAGCAGCUCUUGUGAGGAAGAAGCAGAGGCAGACAGGGAUGCAGAUGAGGAAGGGGAAAGGGAUGAGGACACCCCUACCUCAGCCCCAGGGUCCAGACUGGCUGCCCGAAACCCUUAUACUCUUCUGGGUGAGGAUGAAUGCUGAGUCCCCACCCCUGUGCCAUCUUCCCCACCCAGUAUCUUUGCUUUUGGACUGACCUGGGAGUAUCUCUCCUCUGCUGCCCCAAUUGUGAAUAAAGAUGGUCUGCUUUGUAAAAAA
This is a messenger RNA of Chrysochloris asiatica (Cape golden mole), 1308 nucleotides long. RefSeq names its product guanine nucleotide-binding protein-like 1-like. The transcript has 2 exons. The record is from RefSeq and is a predicted model, not a curated record. Gene Ontology annotation, molecular function: GTP binding; GTPase activity. Lineage: Eukaryota; Metazoa; Chordata; Mammalia; Afrosoricida; Chrysochloridae. Bases 1 to 1194 code for a protein of 397 amino acids.